CAGCAAUCCCCUCAAAGACACACCAUAUCAGACUUGAGAUACCUACGUCUUUCACAAUGAAACGCAAGCUGGAUGCGAACGAUGUGCCCUCAGUGGAGGGCGUCGAGACCACUGAGACCCCCACCCCCGAGGUCGACUUCGAAAGCCUCAAUCUGGAUCCGCGAUUGCGCCAAGCAUUGAUCAGAGAGAAGUUCACGAAGCCUACGCUGGUUCAGGCCAAGGCCAUUCCUCUUGCUCUCGCUGGGAAGGAUAUUCUCGCUCGUGCAAAAACCGGCUCCGGAAAGACUGCCGCCUACGUCCUCCCUAUUCUCCAGACUAUCCUUCAGAAGAAAUCCGCCGACCCCACUCUGAAAGCCACCACUGGCCUCAUCCUCGUCCCCACCCGAGAGCUUGCGGAGCAAGUGCAAAAUGUGGUCACAAGAUUCGCUGCCUUCUGCGGCAAGGACAUCCGCUCCGUGAACCUGACGCAGAAGGUCUCCGAUGCCGUGCAACGCACUCUCCUCGCCGACUACCCCGAUCUUGUCGUUUCGACCCCCGCGCGUGUCAUCGCCAAUCUCGGAAACUCGGCUCUGUCGCUGGAGAACCUCGCACACCUGGUGAUCGACGAGGCGGACUUGGUGCUUUCGUAUGGAUACGAUGAGGAUAUCAAUGCGCUUGCAAAGGCGAUUCCCCGUGGUGUGCAGACGUUUCUCAUGAGUGCCACGCUCACCUCGGAGGUGGACACCCUCAAGGGUCUGUUCUGUCGGAAUCCCGUGGUAUUGAAGCUGGAGGACAAGGAAGAGCAGGGUGCUGGUGUCAGCCAAUUUAUUGUCAGAUGCGCGGAAGACGAGAAGUUCCUCCUCACAUACGUCAUCUUCAAGCUGCAGCUCAUCAAGGGCAAAGUGAUCAUCUUUGUGGGCGACGUCGAUCGCUGCUACCGUGUUAAGCUCUUCCUCGAACAGUUCGGAAUCAAGAGCUGCGUUCUCAACUCCGAACUCCCUGUCAACUCGCGUAUCCACGUCGUCCAGGAAUUCAACAAGGGCGUCUACGACAUCAUCAUUGCGGCCGACGACCAAGAAGUUCUCGGUGCUAAGAAAUCUUCGAAGAAGUCGAAAGACCCGACCUCGACUGACAACGCCGAAGAAGUAGAACAAGAAGAAGACGGCCUCGUUGGCUCUAGCGAAGACGAAGAGGACGUCGAAGAUAGCAACGACAAAAAGAAGAAGAAACAGGAUAAAGCGGCGGAGAGUAGUAGCAAAAGACGCAAGACGUCCACCAAGGACAAAGACUACGGUAUCUCGCGUGGUAUCGAUUUCCAGAACGUGGCCUGCGUGCUCAACUUCGACCUGCCGACGACGGCCAAGUCGUACACGCACCGCAUCGGCCGCACAGGUCGCGCGGGCAAAACGGGGAUGGCGCUCUCGUUCGUGGUGCCGGCGGACCAGUACGGGCGGCACAAGCCCACCAGCUUCCCGACGGCCAAGCACGACGAGACCGUGGUGGCGCGCAUCGUGAAGCGCCAGGCUAAGCUGGGCCACGAGGUCAAGCCCUACCACUUCGAGAUGAGCCAGGUCGACGCCUUCCGGUACCGUAUGACUGACGCCCUGCGCGCCAUCACCCGCCUCGCUGUCCAGGAGGCCCGGGCCCGCGAGAUCCGCCAGGAGCUCAUCAAGUCCGACAAGCUCAAGCGUCACUUCGAAGAGAACCCGGACGAGCUGCGCCAGCUGCGUCACGACGGCGAGUUACGGUCUGCCCGCAUCCAGCCCCACCUCAAGCACAUCCCCGAGUAUCUCAUGCCCGCCAAGGGUCGCAAGGGGAUCUCCACCGAGACCGUCGGCUAUGUCGGGUUCCGGAAGGUCGGCGGCGAGAACCGUAUCCGCAAGGCUCGCGAGAAGAAUCGUGGCAAGGGCAAGGGCGGCCGCAAGCCCGGUGGGGCCCGCAAGGUCGAUCCUUUGAAAACAUUCAACCGGGGGAGGAAGUGAUUCUGUAUCAUCGGAGUAUUCAUGCAUCUGUACAUAGCCUAGGAUUCAUAUG
Aspergillus saccharolyticus JOP 1030-1 is the source of this 2013-nucleotide messenger RNA. RefSeq names its product ATP-dependent DNA/RNA helicase (gene dbp9). The transcript is spliced from 4 exons. The record is from RefSeq and is a predicted model, not a curated record. Gene Ontology annotation, cellular component: nucleolus. Bases 57 to 1961 code for a protein of 634 amino acids. Gene Ontology annotation, molecular function: RNA helicase activity; ATP binding; nucleic acid binding. NCBI's taxonomy places the organism in Eukaryota, Fungi, Ascomycota, Eurotiomycetes, Eurotiales, Aspergillaceae.